Molecule: messenger RNA, 2954 nt
Organism: Malurus melanocephalus (red-backed fairy wren)
Lineage: Eukaryota; Metazoa; Chordata; Aves; Passeriformes; Maluridae
Gene: SPAST
Product: spastin
Exons: 17
Coding region: 93-1934 (613 amino acids)
Cellular component (GO): microtubule cytoskeleton
Molecular function (GO): ATP hydrolysis activity; microtubule severing ATPase activity; ATP binding
Source: RefSeq, a predicted model, not a curated record
CCUGGGCCGGCCGAAAGGGGCGUCGCCGCCGCCGCCAUCGCCAUGGCCGGUUGUUGUCAGUCCCUGGCAGCGGGUUAUGGCGACGGCGGUGAAUGAAUUCUCCGGGCGGCCGAGGGAAGAAGAAAGGCUCAGCCGGCUCCAAUUCCCCGCCUCCGGCCGCCGGCACCUCUCCCUCCUCGCCGCCCGGGCCGGCGCCCCCCGUGCCGCCGGCGGGGGCGGCCGCGGCGGCGUCCCCGCACAAGCGGAACCUGUACUACUUCUCGUACCCGCUCUUCGCCGCCUUCGCCCUGCUCCGCUUCGUCGCCUUCCAGCUCGGGCUGCUCUUCGCCUGGCUUUGCGAGCGCCUCUCCCGCGGCGCCCUCAUGGCCGCCAAGGGGAGCAGGGCCGGGGCCGGCGAUGCGCCCGAGCCCGGCGGGGCGCCCGAGACGGUGCGGGCGUGCCACAAGCGGGCCUUCGAGUACAUCUCCAUGGCGCUGCGCAUCGACGAGGACGAGACAGCAGGACAAAAGGAACAAGCUGUGGAAUGGUAUAAGAAAGGAAUUGAAGAACUGGAAAAAGGAAUAGCUGUCUUAGUAAUUGGUCAAGGUGAUCAGUGUGAACGGGCUCGACGUCUCCAAUCUAAAAUGAUGACAAAUUUGGCAAUGGCCAAGGAUCGGUUGCAGCUUUUAGAGAAGCUGCAGGCAGUUUUGCAAAUUUCCAAGGCGCAAAUGGAGGUCUAUAAUGACAGUACUAACCUGGCAUGCCGCAAUGGACAUCUCCAGUCAGAAAGUGGAGCAGUUCCAAAAAAGAAGGAUCCCUUAACACACACGAGUAAUUCCCUUCCUCGUUCAAAGACUGUUGCAAAAACUGGAUCCACAGGCCUUUCAGGUCACCACAGAACACCCAGCUACAGCGGGGUAUCAUCAUCUUCUGUGUCUAGACCAGCACCUAAUUCUACACCUUCAACUCACAAGGCUGCUCCUAAAAAUAGCAGAACAAAUAAGCCUUCUACUCCUACCACUGCUCCUCGAAGAAAGAAAGACACAAAGAUAUUUAGAAACGUGGACAGUAAUCUUGCUAAUCUUAUCCUAAAUGAAGUUGUUGAUAGUGGGCCAGCUGUCAAAUUUGAUGAUAUCGCAGGGCAGGAACUGGCUAAACAAGCUUUGCAAGAAAUUGUUAUCCUUCCUUCUCUUAGACCUGAGUUAUUUACAGGUCUAAGAGCUCCUGCACGUGGUUUAUUGCUGUUCGGCCCACCAGGAAAUGGGAAGACAAUGUUGGCCAAAGCAGUUGCAGCAGAAUCAAAUGCUACUUUCUUUAACAUCAGCGCAGCGAGCCUGACUUCAAAAUAUGUGGGUGAAGGAGAAAAACUGGUGCGUGCCCUAUUUGCAGUAGCCAGAGAACUUCAGCCUUCUAUAAUUUUUAUUGAUGAAGUUGAUAGUCUUUUGUGUGAAAGACGAGAAGGUGAACAUGAUGCUAGCAGGCGUCUGAAAACAGAAUUUUUAAUAGAAUUUGAUGGUGUGCAGUCUUCUGGAGAGGACAGAAUACUUGUGAUGGGAGCAACAAACAGGCCUCAGGAGCUUGAUGAUGCUGUUCUCAGACGAUUCACCAAACGGGUAUAUGUGUCUUUACCAAAUGAGGAGACAAGAUUGAUUUUGCUAAAAAAUCUUCUAAGCAAGCAAGGAAGUCCAUUAACCCAAAAAGAGUUGGUUCAACUAGCUAGAAUGACAGAUGGAUACUCUGGAAGUGACCUAACAGCAUUAGCAAAGGAUGCAGCGCUAGGCCCUAUUCGAGAAUUAAAGCCAGAACAGGUGAAGAAUAUGUCUGCYAGUGAGAUGAGAAAUAUCAAACUCUCAGAUUUCACAGAAUCUUUGAAGAAGAUAAAGCGCAGUUUGAGCCCUCAGACCCUGGAAGCGUACAUUCGCUGGAACAAGGACUUUGGAGAUACCACAGUGUGAAAAACUGCUUGAAGUGAAACAGUGCUGCCUGGGGAGCAGUUGGUGCAGACAACUGGGAAGCAGCCAGAGUUUACAGGACUUUACAGAUAUUUCAGUAUCUGCAUUAAAACUUGAGAUUAAGAGAAAAUUAUACAAUGUGAAAUGUAUUCAUCACAGCCUCCUUGCCAUUUAGUGAGGAUUUASACACUGUAAGUAAGAGCACAACAGGACUUGACCUAAGAUUCCUAGCAAUCCGAUUCUGGUUUGAACAUUAAUAUAUGUAUAUUGUUUCAGCUACAAGGYUCUGAUGAUAUUGAUCAUUGGAAGACCUUUUCCCUACGUCGUGUGUGUGGUUUUUUGUUUUUAAUUUUGCCAUAACAUUGAUGAACAAUGAACUUGGAUCAAUGUUGUUCAGUUGGAGGUUUGUAAACUUUAGUUCAUUUUUUUGACUUUUUUAUCCUUAAUGUGCCAAAUAAAACAAUUUCCCUGUGCAGAGUGGAAGAGCACCAUUGGGGAAUUCCAGUUAUUAAAAUGUAAAAAGCAGCUGGUCUGUUAUUAUUUGUCUUUUUGUUUCGUUGUAAUGUGACUGAAUUGUUCACAGAACAGGUAUAAAGAAGACCUUUGAUAGCAGAACAGCAAAAUACCCCAACAUUAUAAGAUCAAUUCAAACUGCCUUUUAAAAGAAAAAUUACUAAAUAAAAGAAUAGACUGAGAUGUUCAUUUACUGGCAGUAUUUUUUCUUAAUGCAUUUUGUAACACUCCAUUGGUAGAAUGUUAGCUUAUGCUUACCRUAUACAACUUGAGCCCAGCUGAUGUUUGAGAGAGUAAGUGAUACUAAUUGUUGAGUUUCGGAAAUGAUGUGUUUCUACUCUGUGUUUUGGUCUGUUUAUAACUGAAAGUAAAAUUUCCAUUGUGAUAAUCUUUUUAAUCUCCACAUGUAAGCAUUAUAAUACGAGGCUACAUGUCUAAUACAUGGCAUACAUUAAUGUUUUUAUAGCUUUCAUAUGUUUUGGUUUAUAUAUUAAAGUAUGAAACACUCAA